Messenger RNA from Euleptes europaea (tarantolino), 1497 nucleotides. It is a transcript of the gene SEPSECS, whose product is annotated as Sep (O-phosphoserine) tRNA:Sec (selenocysteine) tRNA synthase. NCBI's taxonomy places the organism in Eukaryota, Metazoa, Chordata, Lepidosauria, Squamata, Sphaerodactylidae. The transcript is spliced from 11 exons. The record is from RefSeq and is a predicted model, not a curated record. The coding region runs from base 4 to 1497 and encodes 497 amino acids. Gene Ontology annotation, biological process: conversion of seryl-tRNAsec to selenocys-tRNAsec; selenocysteine incorporation. Gene Ontology annotation, molecular function: O-phosphoseryl-tRNA(Sec) selenium transferase activity; tRNA binding.
GCCAUGAACGCGGAGAACUUCGAGGCGGGCGAGCGGCUGGUGAGCGCCGCUUACGUGCGGCAGGGGUCCCAAGGCCGCCGCGCCCACGAGCUCCGCCUGCGGACGCUGCUGGAACAGGGCAAAUGCCCUGAAGAUGGAUGGGAUGAAAGUACCGUUGAACUCUUUCUCCAUGAACUUGCCAUUAUGGACAGCAACAACUUUCUUGGCAACUGUGGUGUGGGUGAGAGGGAAGGAAGAGUGGCAUCGGGGCUAGUUGCCCGCCGGCAUUACAGGUUGAUCCAUGGGAUUGGAAGGUCGGGCGACAUUUCUGCCAUCCAGCCAAAAGCCGCAGGCUCCAGCCUCUUGAACAAACUUACCAACUCUGUCGUCUUGGAUAUUAUAAGACUUGCCGGUGUCAGGACGGCAAGUAGCUGCUUCGUUGUCCCCAUGGCAACUGGCAUGAGUCUUACCUUAUGUUUCUUAACCCUGCGGCACCAGAGACCGAAGGCAAAAUACAUUAUUUGGCCGCGUAUAGACCAGAAGUCCUGCUUCAAGUCCAUGAUCACUGCAGGUUUUGAGCCGGUGGUGAUAGAAAAUGUAUUAGAAGGUGAUGAGCUGCGUACAGAUCUCAAGGCAGUGGAAGCUAAAAUCCAGGAUCUUGGGGCUGAUAAUAUUCUCUGUGUUCAUUCUACCACAUCAUGUUUUGCUCCAAGGGUGCCUGACAGACUGGAAGAACUGGCAGAGAUCUGCGUGAAACACAACAUCCCUCACAUUGUCAACAAUGCGUACGGAGUUCAGUCUUCCAAAUGCAUGCACCUCAUUCAGCAGGGAGCACGAAGAGGCCGGAUCGACGCUUUCGUGCAGAGCUUGGACAAAAAUUUCAUGGUUCCAGUAGGUGGUGCUGUCAUUGCUGGCUUCAGUGACUCCUUCAUCCAGGAGAUCAGCAAAAUGUACCCAGGAAGAGCAUCCGCCUCCCCUUCAUUAGAUGUUCUCAUUACGCUGCUGUCCUUGGGCACUAAGGGGUACCAGCAACUGCUGAAAGAAAGAAAGGAAAUGUUUUCUUAUCUUUCAAGUGAGCUGAAGAAGUUAGCAGAAGCCUAUGGAGAAAGACUGCUGGAGACGCCGCACAACCCUAUCUCCCUAGCCAUGUCACUGAAGAUGCUAGAUGAACAAAGUGGUACAGCAGUUACACAGCUUGGAUCGAUGCUUUUCACAAGACAGGUUUCCGGAGCAAGGGUGGUUCCCCUGGGCUCGCUACAGACAGUGAGUGGUUACACUUUCAAAGGCUUCAUGUCACAUACAAACAGCUACCACUGCCCGUACCUCAAUGCUGCUUCCGCCAUUGGAAUGUCCAAACAAGACGUAGAUGUGUUCUCAAAAAGACUGGACAAGUGUUUGAAGGCGCUAGCGAAAGGGAAGAACCAUGACAAAUAUACACCCAUAGCGAAUGAAGAAGAAAUUGUGUCUGAAAUGGAAAAAUGCAGCAUCCAUGCAGCUGAAAGAAAUGCCAAAAAUUAG